CUUUUAUAUGCCAAAAAUAGUAAAGAGUCAUACCACAUCUCUGGCAGUUCCUAGAAGUUAAUAAGAAGGAGGUAAAAUAUCAUUCAGGAAUACAGGAAAGAGACUAAGAUGAAACUGCUCAUAGUGAUGUCGGUUCUGAUCCUGAGUGACGUGUCCAUAAUCAUGGGUCAUCGUGGAAUUGGAAGAGGAUUGAUGCGUCUUCGUGGAAUUGGAUAUAGAGGAAAUGUUGAAGAUGAACUUGACGAGUUUUCAACAGCAUUCAAUGAAGCAUUGUUGGAGCCAGACUGUUCAGUGCGUCUCAACUGUUCGAAUUUAGGAGUGUUUUUCACAGGGGAUGUAAUUUUUGCACCACAAGAUGUGCCACGUGCAAAUGGAAUAGCUGAAGCUGUCACGAUCAUAGAGUUCUUUAAGAAUCAGGACCCUGAUGUAUAUAGCGAAAUUGAUUUCACGGAUAUCACAGAGUGCAGAUGGUGUAAAACAAUUACUGCAUUUGGAAUUCAGACUUUAUUUUCAAAGGAUGCUGCUGGUCAACCAUUGGAACUCAUUCAAUAUAAUUUGUUGGUCACCUUCCGUCGGACAAGAAAGAGAAGAGAGACGAAGUUGGAGAUUAAAUACUGGGUGACCAACGAUAUUCCAGAAUCCCCGGCUGCUUAGACUGCGGCAUCAAAUGACCUCGCCUAAACCAAAAGUCAACCAACCAACAUACACACAAAAACAUCUCGAUUCAGAAUGCAUACUUUACACAGCCUUUAUAGAGACUACAAAACGACCAUUUUAAAGUUCUAUCUCCAUGUACGUUCAUUAUGUAUUUUGGUUCCUCGAGAAUAAAAUUUGCAGGAUCAAAAUAUUUGUUGUUCAAUAUCUAAGACUUGGAUAACAGAACAUAGUUCAUAUUACGUUCUCACAAAAUGUAUCACCUAUUAUUUUGAGAAGGUUAUUUCCUUUCGAGAACUAGACAGAAUUUUAAAUUAUAUAUUCCAUAGACUUUCAAAAUAGUCAGAUCUGCAUUUUCAUAUGCACAUGAACAUAGUGUAGGGCUAGAAAACAUACUUGUCUGAAUUCAAUAAUAUACAACUAAGCAAAAUUUACAUUCAUAAGAUGCUUUCAUUUAUAAAACUAGACAACAGCAACGCCAAGGCGUGGCAAAUCCCAUCAAACGGCCUUGGCUGCCCUCUUUACAGAAUUGCUUCAUAAAACAACAUUUUUCAAAUGGCCGCUUUUUGUCAAUAAACAGUGUACCAUGCUUAUAAGUAGUCACAUAUCAAAUUAGAAAUAUAUACAAAAUCGUUCUAUUACUUUUUGAGUUUUUGUGGAAAAUGUAAAAUAACACGUAAAAUUGUGGAAAAUGUAAAAACGUGUUAAAUGUCUGCUAUAAGAAAAAAAUCUCUCCACUACUUUUGAAGUUAUAGCAAAAAUCAUAAAAUAGUGUGUAACGACCACCAUUUUCCAAGAUGGCUGCC
Messenger RNA from Owenia fusiformis, 1460 nucleotides. NCBI's taxonomy places the organism in Eukaryota, Metazoa, Annelida, Polychaeta, Sabellida, Oweniidae. The record is from the annotation of a GenBank genome assembly.